CGGUACAGAAUAUGGAAGCAGAUUCAACGGAUAAACAGGUUUCUGAUACUAAUGAAGUUGAUAAUAUAUCCAAAAAUACGGUUUCGGAAGACCAUAAUACUAUAAUAGCUAACGCGAAAGCUGAUGGCACAUUGACUACAAAUGAAGUAGUUUCUUUGUCAAAAAGGAUUGAAUCUGAAAAAAAAGCUAUUGGAGGAUUUAUUGCAGGCAUACCUGAUUUAGAAACAGCAGACCCAGAAACUGAACGACCUGGAAUAAUCAGUAACUUUGAAGGAACGCAAAAAAUGCCUGCAGAUGUGAUUGAAAAGAGGCCUGAUUUUGGAGCCGUACUUGAUAGUGAAAAAGAUGACUUGAAUAAAAAAUCCUUGUGGGAUAUAGAAGGGAUUGUUCCUUCACAAGCAGAACCUGAUGAGUCUGGUAUACUUUCGACUGACACCUUUAAAAUGCAUACAGGAUCAAAUCUUUCCCAAGCAAAGGUGUCAAAAAACAAAGUUGUUGACUCAACAGCUUCUUCAGAGACUUUUGAAGUUGCAAGCAGAGCUAACAGUAAAGCGGACCAUGCUCUUCAAAGACCCACUCUUGAUAAUAUUCUUGGAAUUCCUCCACCAACCGUUCCCAAAACAACCGAAAAAUAUUUUUCUGAAGUUACAAAAACCGCUCUUCAAAUUUCUUUAGAAAAUGUACCUACUUCCAAUAUGGGCAGAGGGUAUCCUAAAAGUGUUGAAGGAGAAUCUCUAACAGGAGUGGAAAAUAAGCCAACGUCUGAAGAGUCAAUUUUAAAAAGAGUAUCAGAAAAUACUGAAGGUGUUAAUGUAGCUGAUGAAAUGGAAACACCUGAUGCAUCUGGGACCGAUGAACCUAUUGGAAAUAGAAUUGGCGGCCCAAUAGAACAAAAUUUCCCAGGAUCGAUACUUCGAUCAUCUGUUAAAAAUGUAGCUGCUUCCAGUAAUGUUGAGGAAAAGUUUCUAGCAGAGGUGGAUGAUGAUGGUGCUGUAGGUAUGACAGAACCAACUUCUGAAGAACUACUUAGACCAAAAUUAACUGACGUGACGGUUAAUACAACUAAAUUGGAAAGAGUUGAUGCUGUUAGAGUUGAUGUAACAUCUGUUCAAAAUGAAAUUUCUGAUUCAGCGGUACAAUACCCAGAAACUGUACUUCGAAGUUCAAUCGAAAAUAAGACAGAAUUGACUACAGAAAAAUCAGAUGAACAAAACGGAACACAGGGUACUGCUUUUGCUAAUUCACCAAGAAUUGGUGCAACAAGACAGGAUUUAUCUCACAUUCAAAAUGAUCUGGAAGUAUUGGAGAAAGUUUCGCACAGCACCACUAAGGAAGAAACUGUACCAGAAUCCAUAGUAGGAGCUGAUCUUGGGGGUACCAACUUUGCAAAUCCUGUUGUGAGAGAAAAAACAUUAGUCUCAGUUGACUCUCAAAAUAUAAAUGAAGCUCAGCUUACGAAAAAGGUUUUUGAAGGGGUUAAGGAUCUGGAAGGGGAGAAUAAGAAGUUUGCCAAAGCAGAUGUUGUUGAUGAGGGUGGACGAGUUCGAGAUUCAUCCGUCAAUGUAGUCUCAAAUGGAACUGAAGUUGUAGGAAGAGCUAAGGUUGUGGGAAGAAAGUUUGAGCAAGAAGUUGAUAAUGAAGCUUUCCUGGGUGCUAUUGAAGAUUCUUCUAAAGGAUCAUCAACUUCGGACGCUCUACUAGGUUCCACAACAAAAAGUAAAACUGCUUUGAACGACGGCAAUGUUAUAUCUGAUACAAGCAUUCUCAAACAGAAAGCUAGAACUUCGGAAGCCAAAGGAAUGCUUAAACAGGAGAAAUCUCAGACAGUUUCUUCAUAUGUAAGAGGAGAUGAAAAAGACGAUUCUGAAAUUGACGAGUUCAUAGAAAGGGAUUCUAAUGGUGGUGAUACUAGACUUCGGGAUUCAAUCAUUGUUCGUGCAGAAGACGUAAAUCAAGAAAGGGGUUCUGGUACUUCACUAAACGGCAGCGUGUUAGGAGCUGAGCGUGAAGAUAUGGAAGAUAUGGAUGACAUGGUAGCUGAAUCCUCACAAAAUAAGGUCAUGAACGUUGUAAUACCGGAUGAAUUCCUUGGUUGGUCGAAACCGAGCGACAUCCCGACCACUAUAAAUAUUGUCAUACCACCUAAACCAGUACCGCAAGAAAGUGUUAAUGUAGAGAAAGAAGAUCUGACAGAGGCAGAAGAACCACUAGAAGAACAAGAAAGACAUGAUGGAUUUGCUAAUCUAGAAACCCUUGAGGGUGACGAACUGGUAGGUAACAGAGAAGCAGAAACAAACGUAGAUGCUGAAAGGGAGAACCAAGUAAAAGACUACGAUGAAGAAGAUGAGGUAAAAGUGAAUAAUCGGAAUAGAGAAUUUGACGAAAGUCCAAAAAUAGGAAGUCAGUUAAGAGAUAGAGAUGAAGAAGACGAAGAAAAUGAACGAGGGCUAGGCGACGAUGUACCGAAUAAUUUCGACGAAGACCGAAAUGAAGACCAAAUUUCAAACGCAAUACACCCUAAUACAGAUAAUAACAAUGAAGAGGAAGAUGAGGAUGAAAUUUUGGAAGAAGUAAAUGAAGCUGAUAAUGAUAACGAUCGAGGAGCCCCGGACACGUCUGAUAGGCCUGGAAAAUGGAUACAAAAUUACCGAGAAAGGUUGACCAGCUUAACUAAGACAGCUAAAGACAGCGCUAAGGUAAGGGAAGAAGCUCCCAGGGUAACUGAGGAAGACGAACCUGCUUUUCCCCAGAAAGUUGCGGGAUCAAGAUCCAAGAUAGGCAAGAUCCUGGAAGGAUUCAGGGAAAGACUGAACAAAAAUAAAAUUGAAGGGGGUAGAAGUAUACUUUCUUCGUCAGGUCAAGACCGAUUUACCAAUCAAGAGACACAUUCUAAGAAAGUAGAAGCCAUUGAAGGGGAAGAUGUUGAGCUAGAAGGUGAUGAAAGAUUAACAAAAACUGGACAAAAGCAAAACCGAAAUCAAGAUGCUGAUCAUGAAUUGCGGUUAGAAGGAAAAUUAGAUUCCGAUACCCGCGAGCAGCCUCGAGAUUUUGCAUUGAGAACAUCUGACAUCCAAAAUCAUGAGAUUAUACACUCGACUCAUAAAUUAUCGGAUUUCCCUUUUAAAAACGUGGCAACUACAGGAAAUGGAAGGUUAACCUCAGAAUCGCAUCUCAAAGUUUCUGAAGACCGCAUAUCUGCUGAUUCUCCGCAGCCCACUGCACAGCAGUCCUCUCAAGACCUCUUAGAUGAUACCAAACCAAGAGAAACGCAAUCACAACUUCAGGAAGGAUUGAACAUUGAUUCUCCAUUCAAAUUCGCACCUGGAGAAGACCCAACGUGGCAAGAACCUGAUAGGGAACUAGCUCUUAGUGGAAUCAACCAAGAAAAUCUGUUACCGACAAUAAAAAGUACUAUUUUUGAGGAUCACUUCUCUUCAACACCAAGUCUUCAAGAAAUAAUCAGCUCUGCCAGAGAUAAGUUCAGAAAGACUUUUGCGGAAAGCACAAGGAAUUCGGAAAGCAAAAGUCCUGAAACUGUGACUGGUACAAGUUCAGACAGAACCCUUAAGCCUAAUUUAGGUCAAGGUAACAAGCUGUAUAACACUUUCAAAACAGAUCCAGAAUCACAGGAUGCUUCUAGAUUGGACAGACUUUUAGGAGAUUCUACGACCUUACAACAAAGUCCUGGUAUAGAGCAAGUUCCAGGUGAUGGUGCAAUACCUAUAAGCAAGCUCCUGAAUCCUGACAUACUACGCGCAGAUGGAGAAGUAGUUGGCCAAUCCGUCAAGACAAUUGGACAAGGCACAGGCCAAAUGAUCCAAGACACAUCUAACAUCCUAGGGGACACUAUUAUCAAGACUAGCGGGCAAGAUUCUUCUGGUAUAGGAAACAUCUUAGGUUAUGUUGAUGAUCUAGCUUCCAGGAGCAAUGUGCAAGAGAUUUUAAAUAGAAACUCAGGAAGUUCAGAUGAUAAAACCUUGAGCCAGGUUCUCGACAAGAGCUCUGCUGAAAAUUCCGGUCGUACAUUAUAUACACCUCCAAAAAUAUCGCCAUUGGACAACACUGGUACUCCAAGGUUCAGCUUAGGUACCUCAAAUCAAGAAGACACGAUUGGUAAAGAAUUAACUCCACCAUUUAGCAGAUUCGGAAACUUCGAUCUGGGAAAACUAGCUUUUCCCUCUACUUUACAACCGUUCAACAAAAUUGAGGAUGCAAAUCUCAGACCACCAACUGAAGAACAUGGUUUUAUAGGACUUACAUCGCCCAUCACUCUUAAACCUCUAAACAGAAUUGAUUCAACUCCGACAAAUGUUGGCUUGGGUGUUCCACAAUCUGAGCUGGUUGUAGAGCCUCCAGGUCUUGAUACAAGUGAUAGUAGCGAGGAAGAACUGAAGACUGGUCAAACUGGGUUCUCCAGAGGGUCAAACGAUGGCAUCGUGAGGCAAAAUCAAGCAGUAGUAGCUGAAGGUCUUCCAGCUAUUGGGAAAUUUGAUGUCCACACGCCGUUCAGCAAACUCCGUAGCAGUGUGAAUAAACCCUCAACAGCUAAUCCAAUAUCCAACUUCGAGACCGCAAAAAAUGCUCUAUUGAAGCUCCAGCAACUUACAGAUCGGCUACGAAAGAAAGAUGAUUCCGGCAAAGUGGGCAGUCCUAAUACUGGAAAACAGCCGUCAGUUAGCGAUGUGGUGAAGGUACUUCAAGAGAUAUCCAAAGAGGUCAUCACUACAGCCGAGAAUGUUUCUAAGAGCAAAACAAAGAACGCUAGACCAACUGAUGUUACUGACAAUAUCGUUGGAAGCCAGAUUCUAGAAAACAGCUGGGAAAACCUACAACCGUACGUUCCAAGAGACAGUCUCCCAUUCACGAGACCAAAGUUCACUUUGCCUCACCAACAACUUCUUGUGGGUCUGACGCCAAGCACUACUAUCAGCACUCCUUUACAGACAUCUAGUGAGGUAUCUCUGCUGCAAAGGAUUCAAGAUCGCUUCUCAACCUUCUUUACCACCCCAUCUUCUGUCAAGGCUAUGGAUCUGAGAAUGGAUCAAACUGGAAGUUCUGAGCCUUCGUCGACAUUGUACCCACCUUUGGUGUUUGGCAAGAACAAAAAAGUACAACAACCAUUCAAGGUAGCACCACCGAAACCUGUUCCAGAAAUUUUGCCUGUGAAGACUGAAACCACCACAAGUGAAGGUUUGGUCCAACUAUCACUUGAUAGCUCUGAACCUUCUGUACCUUCUUCGACAAUGUAUCCUCCCAUAGUCUUUGGCAAGAGCAAAAAAGUAGAACAAAAGUUCACUAUCUUAACUCCAAAACCUGAUCCAGCAGCCUUACCUGUGAUAAAUGAAAACGCCACAACAACCCAAAGUGAUGGUUUGGUCCAAUUACCUCUUCAUAGGUCUGAACCGUCUAUACCUUCUUCGACGAUGUAUCCUCCCGUGGUAUUUGGCAAGAGCAAAAAAGUAGAACAAAAGUUCACUAUCGUAACUCCAAAACCUGAUCCAGCAGCCUUACCUGUGAUAAAUGAAAACGCCACAACAACCACAAGUGAAGGUUUGGUCCAACUAUCACUUAAUAGCUCAGAACCUUCUGUACCUUCUUCGACAAUGUAUCCUCCCAUAGUACUUGGCAAGAGCAAAAAAGUAGAACAAAAGUUCACUAUCUUAACUCCAAAACCUGAUCCAGCAGCCUUACCUGUUAAAAAUGAAAACGCCACAACAACCCCAAGUGAUGGUUUGGUCCAAUUACCUCUUCAUAGUUCUGAACCGUCUAUACCUUCUUCGACGAUGUAUCCUCCCGUGGUAUUUGGUAAGAGCAAAAAAGUAGAACAAAAGUUCACUAUCGUAACUCCAAAACCUGAUCCAGCAGCCUUACCUGUGAUAAAUGAAAACGCCACAACAACCACAAGUGAAGGUUUGGUCCAACUAUCACUUAAUAGCUCAGAACCUUCUGUACCUUCUUCGACAAUGUAUCCUCCCAUAGUAUUUGGCAAGAGCAAAAAAGUAGAACAAAAGUUCACUAUCUUAACUCCAAAACCUGAUCCAGCAGCCUUACCUGUUAAAAAUGAAAACGCCACAACAACCCCAAGUGAUGGUUUGGUCCAAUUACCUCUUGAUAGCACUGAAACUUCUAUACCUUCUUCGACGAUGUAUCCUCCUUUAAUCUUUGGCAAGAACAAAAAAGUACAACAAAAGUCCACUGUAUUGACGCCGAAGCCCGAUCCAGCAACUUUGCCUGUGAUAAGUGAAAGCACCACAAGCACAUCAAGUGAAGGUUUGGUGCAACUACCUUCAGGAUUUGCAAGUGUAGACGAUGAUCGACUUGGAGCCGCGAAACCAAUCCAGUUUGAUAUUGACAGGGAGCUACCAGUAUCUAUUAACAACAUGAUGACGUCAAGAGAUCAAGUAGCGAGUCACCUUGGUGUUGAUGAAGAUAUGGUGGAAGACGCUCCAACAAUGUCUUUCUCCAGCAGUGACAGAGUGGAAAAUAUGCAUCCCAUCAAAGAACCAGAAGAUGCGUCUUCGCCAACUCUGGCUUCAAGACAUCAAACCAGCAUCGCGAUCUCUGGAGAAACGCCUAGAGAUAUCUACUUCGUCGGUACAGGUAUGAAGCUUCCUCUACAGAUGGUGAAGAAAGAAGGUGGUGAGGUCCACUUGUCCGUUGACAUUGACAAGCUGUGUGCUUGUAAGAAUAACUCCAACUGUACCAAAACCCAAACUGUAGAAAAAAGAGAGUUGAAAAAGGAUCUGGUGGUUGGCGAGAGCUCCAGCAACGUUCUAGCUAUCGAUCGGCCUGUUGUUGAUAUGGAGAAGACGACUGAUGAUGGUUCUGUGAAGAAGAAUACACCAACUCACCGAAGUUUGAGGGACGUGAAGGAUAGAUAUACAGUAGAAUGGGAGAUCGAGGAACCUGAAGAAAGUCAUAGUGGAGAGCAUAGAAUAGAGAUUGAAAUUGAUGAUCCUAUCAUAAUACCCGUGAAAUCAUACGCUCAUACUGAAGAGACCAUCAACACCGAAGUUUCAAAUGAGUUUCCAUCGAACACUGGAAACGUAGACUUAAAGCAUACCCAGCUAACAAAAAAUAUAUCUAGUGAAAAACUGGAUACUGAAAGAAAUGUUAUAAAAAAGAUACAUGACAAAUUAUCCAGUAGCCACUCUAUGGAACCAGAUGUGGGGUUAUCAAAAAUGGCUCAGGAUCACAGCCGUAUGAGCAAAAAUGAAAACCAAGCAAUGAAAUUUUCACAUUCUGAUGUUCUACUCAUCAAAAAUGCCGAUGAAAAUGACCAAAAGGACACAAAGAGUGAUCAAAGUCUUCAAUAUAAUAACCCAUUCAGAAGACUCAAUCUUCCAGAUGUUAUCAGUAGAAGCCCUCUAGAUACCAUAGAAACUACCGAGAAACCUACGUAUCUCUCCAACCUUCUGAAGAAACUGCGUUCCAGAAUGCCUGCUCAAGAACUAAGAACCACAAACACCAAUCUGAAGUCACCAUUUGCAUCGAAUUUUUUCACUAACAGAAUAAAGAAACAAGAGGCAGAGGUUUCUCGAGAACAACAGACCACAAAACUUUCUGGUGUACUAAAAGAUCGUAACUUGGAUAGAUAUAAUAAUUUGGCAUUGAGGCACAGGUUAUUUCCAACACUUGGGAGGCAGAGAGAACCGAUAGCUAGGUUAGAAAAGAAUGCUGAUGAGGAAAGUGAAGAUGAGAAUGAGGAAAAACAAGAGACUGGAAUUGUGAAGAAUUUGUUUGGUUGGAUUAAAAAUUUAAAUAAGCAGAAAAUAUAGAAUAUUACGAGUUUUGUUUUUACAAAUUUAUAUUUUUUAUAAAAUAAAAGUGAAAAUAUUUA
Acanthoscelides obtectus is the source of this 7840-nucleotide messenger RNA. The record is from the annotation of a GenBank genome assembly. Lineage: Eukaryota; Metazoa; Arthropoda; Insecta; Coleoptera; Chrysomelidae.